AUUGCUUGUGGUCAGUCUCUAUAAAUCCAGUAGUCAGAAGUAUAAGGAAUUUGAAGCCCAGGUGAAAAGUGAAUCCCAGAAGGUUUACAACUACACUUACAAAGAACGAGAAGAUAUUAAUCCUCAUGUGGUGGCGUUUUAUAACUCCUUUCUCCUGUAUGGGGAAGCUCUAAAGGAGACAGUUGAAGACGGAGACGAUUACAAAGACAGCACUCAAAUAAAUAAACGAAUCUUGAAUAGAACAUUUGAAGGUAUCAAUGGCCAACUGCUAAUCGACUUCAAAGGAGACCUAAAUGUCUACAUGACCCUACUUGACCUAGAUCCAGAUACCGGAGACUUUGUCGAAGUCGGCAGGGGUGCCGCUACGUCUUUUUAUUUCACUAACACCAAUGUCAUCCGGUGGCCAAAUAACCGAGGCCCGCCACCCAACAGUCCCCCGUGCGGCUUCCUUGGCGACGCACCAGAAUGCAGCAAUGCUGAGGAGAGCGUUCUGGUGAAGGUUCUAUCCGUGGUGUUUUCUGUUGUCAUCAUGCUCUUCUGUGUGGGCAUGCUCGUGGUAUACAGAAAAAUGAAGAGAGAUUCUGAGCUGUUCAGUAAUUGGUGGAAGAUUCCUUGGGAGGAUAUCACACGGUCGUCAAAUGUCAACACAAGAUUCUCAAGCCUGUGUCUCUCAGAAGCCAAGUUAAAAGGAUUAUCAGAUGGUAUGAGCAUAUUGGACAAAGAAGAACUACGCAUUGCAUACUAUAAGGGAACCAAAGUUUCAUUAUCAAAAUCAAAACGAAAACAAUUCACAACGAAUCGGAGACUUUUUAUGGAAUUAUUACAGUUACGAGACGUUAAUUGUCAUAAUCUGGCGAAAUUCUUUGGACUAACUGAAAGUGAAUCAGGAGUAUUUAUAGUAACAGAAUUCUGCUCACGCGGUGAACUAAGAGAUAUCCUGAGCAACGAAUCUUUCAAAUUGAACGUAGAGUUCUGUAUUUCAUUGAUAUGUGACAUUAUCCAGGCAAUGGAGUAUAUUCACUCCUCCAGUAUAAAGUUCCAUGGUCAUCUUAAUAGCCAGAAUUGCGUCAUCGACAGUAGAUUUGUCCUGAAGGUCACAGAUUAUGGCAUUCGGUCCAUCAGAGACUUCGAAAUUGACGAGUCUCGUGAAGAAUGUUUAUGGAUGGCUCCCGAGAUGCUCCGAAAGUUUUCAUUGAAGAGGGAAAUUUGGGAAAUGCAGAGUGCUGACAUAUACAGUUUCGGUAUCAUUCUGUAUGAAAUUCUGUCUCGGAAAGAACCAUUUGAGGAUGAUAAAGACUUUCUGACUUUGGAAGAAAUACUAGAAAAGCUAAAAGACUUUGACGAAACCCCGUUCCGGCCGAGACUAGACAUUGUAGAAAUAGACAAGGAUAUGGAGAUGUUAAUGAAGAGAUGCUGGGACGAAGAUCCCAAAGCAAGGCCCACCUUCUCCGCCAUUAGAAAGGAUUCCAGGAGACUACAAUGGAAUAAAUCUGGUGACAAGUUACUGGACACACUUUUAUCCCGGAUGGAGGAGUACGCUGAUAACUUGGAGGGUUUGGUAGAGGAGAGAACCCAGAAUCUGAUAGAAGAGAAAAUUCGGUCUGAGGAACUCUUAUACCAAGUUUUACCGAGGAGUGUUGCCAUUGAACUUAAGAGUGGUCGAGUUGUAGACCCAGAAGCCUUUGCAUGUGUGACCAUAUAUUUUAGUGAUAUCGUUGGCUUUACCCAACUUUCCUCUGAGAGCACACCGAUGCAGGUGGUGGAUCUUUUGAAUGACCUGUAUACCUGUUUUGACAGAAUUAUAGACAAUUAUGAUGUUUACAAGGUGGAGACUAUUGGUGACGCCUAUAUGGUUGUUUCCGGUCUGCCCCAGAGGAAUGGUGAUCAACAUUCAAUAGAAAUAGCCAGAAUGGCAAUAUCAGUCUUAGAGAACGUUAAGGUGUUCAAAAUCAGACACCGGCCAGACAUGCCAUUGCGCGCUCGGAUUGGAAUACAUUCAGGACCGGUGUGUGCUGGGGUGGUGGGACGUAAAAUGCCUCGGUACUGUCUGUUUGGGGACACCGUCAAUACGGCGUCAAGAAUGGAGUCCAACGGAGACGCAAUGAAAAUACAUGUCAGCGAAAGCACAAGGAAUUUACUCUGUAGAAGUCCUGAAUUCUUUCUUGAGGACAGAGGAGAACUACAGAUCAAGGCAAGUUAAAAAAAAAACAAGUCAAUAGAAAUUUUAUUAAAAGUUAUUAUCAAGAUGCUAAAAAAUUGUUUCUAGAUGCAAC
This is a messenger RNA of Saccostrea cuccullata (small rock oyster), 2273 nucleotides long. RefSeq names its product atrial natriuretic peptide receptor 1-like. The record is from RefSeq and is a predicted model, not a curated record. Gene Ontology annotation, biological process: intracellular signal transduction; protein phosphorylation; cGMP biosynthetic process. Gene Ontology annotation, cellular component: plasma membrane. The transcript is spliced from 19 exons. Lineage: Eukaryota; Metazoa; Mollusca; Bivalvia; Ostreida; Ostreidae. Gene Ontology annotation, molecular function: natriuretic peptide receptor activity; ATP binding; protein kinase activity. Bases 302 to 2200 code for a protein of 632 amino acids.